Molecule: messenger RNA, 477 nt
Organism: Pyricularia pennisetigena
Lineage: Eukaryota; Fungi; Ascomycota; Sordariomycetes; Magnaporthales; Pyriculariaceae
Exons: 1
Coding region: 1-477 (158 amino acids)
Source: RefSeq, a predicted model, not a curated record
AUGCCAUCCCAACGACCUUUCUUCCUCACGAGCGUCUUCGCCGCCUUUCGGCAACAGACCCAACCGUUAGCCUCGACGUCAUCACAACAGCCGGGGAAGCAAUCAUCUACGUCGACGUACUCGACCGCGGCGGUUGCCAGGAGCACGCAGCCGCAGCAGCAGUCCUCGGCUACGUCCUCGUCCUCGUCAUCUCAACAGCAAACACAGCCCGCCACCGCCGGGGCGUCGCAGCACCAUCAGCAGUCCAGCCCUGGCGUACAGUCUCCGCGUACCGCGACGACCGGCAUUCCGAUCCCCGCUCCUGGGCGCAGGCGUGGCAGCGACAGCAGCACAGAGGGCUUUCAGAACGUGCGAGGGGCGGAAAAGUGGUACGUCGGCGGCAGGACGGCGACGGGCGAGGAGCGUUUCUUCAGGCUGGGCGUCAUACGGCGGGUGCGCAGCGGUGAUCGAUUGAGUCUAGAUCGACUGAGUUUAUGA